Molecule: messenger RNA, 2985 nt
Organism: Chanos chanos (milkfish)
Lineage: Eukaryota; Metazoa; Chordata; Actinopteri; Gonorynchiformes; Chanidae
Gene: prg4b
Product: proteoglycan 4b
Exons: 13
Coding region: 244-2367 (707 amino acids)
Biological process (GO): immune response
Molecular function (GO): scavenger receptor activity; polysaccharide binding
Source: RefSeq, a predicted model, not a curated record
AAAUGUUCACGGGUGCGUUGAGACUGAUUCCCACUCCCUUGCGCGCCAGACAUCUACAGAUUCAACACGUAGUGUCUAAUUGGACCGGAUAAACCACGUCUAGAGACCUGCCCCACCAAUAGCCCGCCGGGCCAUUCACCAGUUAUAUAAAAACGCACAGCAUCCCUAAAGCCAGUAUAGGUAAACUUAAACCUAAGGAUAAAACUCUUCUCCAAGGACACAGCGGGAGACAAGUUACUCGUGAUGUCCCGGCUUUUAGCGCUCUCCUCUUUGCUGCUGUUGAUGUGUGUGCUCUUCACAAACUCAGCGGCUCAAUUGAGUUGCAGUGGUCGCUGUGGAGAGUCCUACUACAGAGGUCACAUGUGUCACUGUGAUCAUAGCUGUCUCUCACAUGACGAGUGCUGUCAGGACUACGAAUCCCAGUGCACCACAAGUGGCUCGUGCAAGGGGCGAUGCGGAGAACCUUUUAAGAGGGGCAGAGACUGCGACUGUGACGAGGAAUGUGACAAAUUCAAAAAGUGUUGUCCAGAUUACAAGAGCUUCUGCAGCACGGAAGACGAUCCACAGCUAUCUAACGACCCAGAGGAUGUUACUCCCAAACCUGAACAGAUCUCAGAUCAGAACGAGGGGACGGGGGAAGGGAGCACCGAUGCCACGCCUGCACCUGACGAAACAAGUGGGACAGAGGCGACGUCGUCUGUCACCCCUGAAGAGGAUGCACCGAUUACUGCUGACGUCCAGCCGACACCUCUCCCAGACCUGGACGGACAGUCGCCAUCCGUCAUUCCUGAGCAAGAUCCCAACACCGGCGCUGACAGCUCUGCAGAUCCUCCUUCAGAGUUAACUGAAACAGGGGAGACUCCAGAAACUGACACCCAGGGGGAUUUCGAGGCUGCCGGGACCGGGGGUUUUACUCCUUCACUUGAAGACCUGGCAACCCCUACCAUGCCCACGCUGGCACCGUCGGAGCUUGGCAGCACCGCGCCCAACUCCUCUGAGUCAACCAGUCAACCUCCCAGCGAGACAGGAGGUACUGGCACUCCUGAGGAUCUGAAGACUGUUUCUCCGACUCCGUUUGAGCCUGAGCAGCCUGACGUUGCCACCUCCAUUCCCGUCACCCUCGAGGUUUCUGAUCAGGCCCCCACGGAAACCGCGCCCACCCAGAAUGGUCAGGACUCAGUGUCGGAUCCCGACACCGAGAAUCCAGAAGCUCUUCCGAAGGGAACCAGUCCAUCUCCGGAGCUCACAGUCAGCGUCGCCAUGACCACCACUUCCCCUGACUCUGUUCAAACAACCAAUCCCACAAAUGCACCUGCCGAGAUAGACCAGGAGUCUCAAGAUCCUAAUUCGUCCACCCCCAAGCCUGAGGAGCAGGGAACUGAAGCCCCCCCGAUUGCGAAAGGUGAAGACGGGUCCCAGAAGGAACAGGAUGGCAGCGAUGACAUCCCUGGCCCUGAAAAACCAACUGAACCAGCAGAGAAAGACUCAGGGGCUCCAAAGAACCUGACCACGACCCCUGCACCGCAGAAAGUUCCUCCUGCUGCAAUCAAACCACCGCAGAAACCCACUAAACCCAGCUCCCCCACAGAUCCGAAAAAACCCCAAGUGACAGAAAACCCUCGUGAUUACCAAGGAGACGACAGCAAUGACACCAAUCUUUGCAGUGGGCGUCCCGUCAACGGUCUGACCACACUUGGGAACGGCACAGUGGUUGUUUUCCGAGGCCAUUACUUCUGGACUCUGGAUUCAAACAGGGUCCCCAGUCCUGCCCGAAGCAUCGCAGAGGUCUGGGGAAUCCCAUCGCCCAUUGACACUGUGUACACCCGCUGUAACUGCCAGGGCAAAACCUUCUUCUUUAAGGGAAAUCAGUACUGGAGGUUUGAGAAUGAUGUGAUGGAUCCAGGCUAUCCUAAACUGAUUAGAGUUGGCUUUGAUGGACUGUCUGGCCAUAUUACAGCGGCUCUGUCAAUGCCAGAACACAGGGGCAAGAAGGAGUCGGUGUUUUUCUUCAAAAGAGGUGGCCGGGUCCAAAGAUACACCUACCAAAUGAGGCCUACCUGUCCCAAGACGACAAAGAUUACCGUCAUUCCAGUGAGGAGACGACAGUACAGGCAAGCAGUGCCUUCUCUUGGGAAAGAGAUCAACAUCAGGGUGAGCUGGAAAGGUUUCCCUUACCCAGUUACCUCUGCCUUGUCUGUUCCCACCAGAGGAGGGGACGGCUACAGCUACUACGUCUUCUCUAGGAGUAAACACUACAGCGUGAAGAUGGAUGGGGAUAAGCCCACUGUCGUCACACCCACAAGUAACACACAGCAAAAAGACUCUGGCAAGAGCUUUUUCAAGUGUCCAGACGUCCAAAAAGCUUGAACGCAACACAGUACUAUGUUCAACCUAGAAGGGUUUUCUGUUUUUUUGAUAUUUACAAUACCAUGAAGGAUUGUGCAUUAUAUAUAUGUGUGUGUGUGUGUGUGUGUGUAUGAUACUGAGCCAUUUAACAUUCUGAUAUGGACUCAAGUACUCUUAUUUUCAAUCAGUCUUUAUUGUCUUUGCCAUAAAAUUACACACUGCUGUAGACUCUUCACAAACAUUUCAGAUAAAAAAAAAAAAAAGGAGACACGUUUAUGAUUAAAUUCUCAAAGCUUUUAAGAGGAAGAAAAAUAUGAUAAAGGUACAGUCUGAAAGGAACAGAAAUGUCUUGUGUUGCCAUGGGGAACAGGAAUGAUGAUGACUCUUCUGGUAUUCUCUCUCUCUCUCUCUGUGUUCACCUGGUGAGAGGCCCUCGUACCCCCGACAUGCCGAACCCUCCUGAGCAAAGCAGGAAAAAUUACUAUCACUGUCACUAGUCUCACCUCAUAUAUCAUUCUCAUGUUCAAACACAUCAGAUUACAUUUGUCUAAAAAGUCACAAAGUUAUUCGUGUGUGCAAAGCAGUUGUUCACUGUGUUUUGAUCAUUCAAAUAAUAAUAAAAAAAAACAACUAAAAACA